CUCGAAACCUUGAAAAUCAAAUCAAUAUAAAUUAAUACCAAAAUAAAAAUAUAAAUGUAAUAAAUAGCUUUAAUAUUUAACCUUUUCUAUAUUUUUAGUAUUUGAUCAUACAUUAUUUAAGUUUAUUUAAUAACUAUUAAUUUUUAUUUUAUAUUUAAGCGAUUUCGCGGUACUAUAUAAUACAUCCCAAACGUAGUGAAAUGAUACAAAAUUAGAAACAAAUGUACAUUUUUAAUGUGAAGCCUAGUCCAUUAUAUUUACGCCCAAUAAGAAUAUAAAAGUCCAUAAGCAAGUAAGUAGUGUCUUCUCCGACAAAACCCUACUUUCGAUCUGUUCGUUUCGAAUCCUCCGGCGUACUCGAUUCACCGGCCGAAAAUCUCCACUCAAGCGCGUCGCGGUAUUCACUACCAAAUCGGCGAUAAUGUCGAUGUCUAAGAGCUCAAAGAUGCUCCAGUUCAUAAACUACAGGAUGCGAAUAACGAUCCAAGACGGAAGAUAGCUAAUCGGAAAGUUCAUGGCCUUCGAUCGCCACAUGAACCUCGUUCUCGGAGACUGCGAGGAGUUCCGCAAGCUUCCGCCAGCUAAAGGGAAGAAGAUAAACGACGAGAGAGAAGAUCGCCGCACGCUAGGCUUAGUGCUGCUCAGAGGCGAAGAGGUUAUCUCCGUAACUGUCGAAGGACCACCUCCUCCCGAAGAGUCACGUGCCAAGGCUGGUGGCUCGGGAGGUGCUGUUGCUGGUCCUGGAAUGGGCCGUGCUGCUGGACGUGGAGUACCUACCGGCCCGCUUGUUCAAGCCCAGCCUGGGCUUGGUGGGCCUGUUUGUGGAGUUGGUGGGCCGUCUCCGGGGAUGAUGCAGCCUCAGAUCUCUAGGCCUCCGGUUAUGAGGCCUCCCGGGCAGAUGCUUCCGCCGCCUCCGAUGGGGAGAGGUCUUCCUCCGCCUUACGGUAUGCGGCCGCAGUUUGGUGGACCGCCGCCGCCUCCGUAUGGGCAAAGGCCGAUGGGUCCUCCGCCUGGUGGGAUGAUGAGAGGUCCUCCGCCGCCUCAUGGGAUGCAGGGACCGCCUCACCCUGGAAUGCAUCCUCCUUCUGGUGGGUUUGCUCCUCCACCGCGUCCUGGCAUUCCACCACCGCCGCCUAACCAGCAGCAGCAGUGAUUAGGUUAGCUAAAAGAAUGCCUUUUGUUUUGUGAGAGCAUUGUUAAGGUUUAGUCUGAUCUAUCCUUAAAAGUUUGUAGAUUUGUUAGACAAGUGAGAGUGUCUUUGCUUUUGUCUUCUUGCGUGUUUCUUGUAAGAGAGAUUCCAUUAAACCUUGUCUUGUUAUCUCACCGUCUUAUUGCAGUUUUAAACCUUUUAUGUGAUU
This is a messenger RNA of Brassica napus (rape), 1358 nucleotides long. Its product is annotated as small nuclear ribonucleoprotein-associated protein B'-like. Gene Ontology annotation, cellular component: catalytic step 2 spliceosome; U4 snRNP; U2 snRNP. The transcript has a single exon. Gene Ontology annotation, molecular function: RNA binding. The record is from RefSeq and is a predicted model, not a curated record. Lineage: Eukaryota; Viridiplantae; Streptophyta; Magnoliopsida; Brassicales; Brassicaceae. Bases 515 to 1153 code for a protein of 212 amino acids. Gene Ontology annotation, biological process: mRNA splicing, via spliceosome.